CUGGCUGUUCGAGAAGGAGGCGAAAACCCUGGUGUGUCUGAACGGUCUCGGAGGGGCGCCCCGAGUCCUGGCCACGUGCUAGGACUGUCCAGGAUUCCUGAUGGAGUACUGCAACGGGAAAACCCUCCAAGCCAUGCUUAUGGAGGCGGCCCCCGUCGGUACCCUCCUGCGGGGGAUCCAUGACUUGGCGCUGAGGCUCCGAGAGGUGCACCAGGCGGGAUUCGCCCAUAACGACUUAAAAGUAGACAAUGUGAUCUUGGAGGUGACCACCGACGGCGCCGUCCGGGGUCGCCUGAUCGACCUGGGCCUGAGCACGAGGCUCGGCGAGAGUCCCGGACUCCUAGCGAAUCCCAAGGACUUCCCCCACAUCGCCCCCGAGCUCCUGCGGAUGGGCGCGGCCACCGUCGAGUCCGAUUUGUUCUCUCUCGGCGCCAUCCUUCUUUAAGUCCUGCGGGCGCACGCGCGCUCCUUUCCCGAGGACUCCGAACUGUUCCAGCUGGCUCGAGCCAUGACCUGUCCCGACCCGCGCGCGCGCCCGCGCUUCCACAGGUGCCAGGACGUCCUGGCCGACAGCCUCGGCGUCGCGCGCCAGGAGUGAGGUCCGGCGCCUGUGGGAGGAGGCC
This is a messenger RNA of Penaeus vannamei (Pacific white shrimp), 623 nucleotides long. RefSeq lists its product as uncharacterized. Gene Ontology annotation, biological process: negative regulation of G2/MI transition of meiotic cell cycle; protein phosphorylation. Gene Ontology annotation, molecular function: ATP binding; protein tyrosine kinase activity. Gene Ontology annotation, cellular component: nucleus; cytoplasm. The record is from RefSeq and is a predicted model, not a curated record. Lineage: Eukaryota; Metazoa; Arthropoda; Malacostraca; Decapoda; Penaeidae.